This is a messenger RNA of Maniola jurtina (meadow brown), 973 nucleotides long. RefSeq names its product histidine protein methyltransferase 1 homolog. NCBI's taxonomy places the organism in Eukaryota, Metazoa, Arthropoda, Insecta, Lepidoptera, Nymphalidae. Gene Ontology annotation, biological process: peptidyl-histidine methylation, to form tele-methylhistidine. The transcript is spliced from 4 exons. Bases 132 to 968 code for a protein of 278 amino acids. The record is from RefSeq and is a predicted model, not a curated record. Gene Ontology annotation, molecular function: protein-L-histidine N-tele-methyltransferase activity.
UAUAAAAAAAAAUAGAAAAUAGAAAUCAAAUCAAGAAAUGUGCUGCGCUUUUUCAAGCAUAGUUUUCAAGUAUUAAAAAUUAAAACUUGUUGUUUAAGUCGUCUUAAUAAAUAAAGAUAUGAAACAAAAAUAUGGCUUCAUUUAAAUUUAAUUUUUCGAACACCAAAGAGAUUUCAGAAACUAAAGAUGAUACAGAUAUGGCAUGGCUAAGCAGUGAAGAAAUCAUCCCUAGCAAUCAAAUCCAAGAUCUCGAUGACUUGGUCAUUCAUGCUAGAAUGUUCACAUGUGAUGAGGUAGAAAUUGGGCAUGUUCUAGUCAAUAACAUGGCUUGUGCAAAAGAAACGGGUUUGAAAAAUCUAAUUGAGCUUUCUGAGAAAGAACACAGUGAUCUUGUUGCUGGCAAAUAUGAAGGUGGUCUAAAAAUUUGGGAGUGUACAUAUGAUUUAAUUGAGUACUUUGAAAAAUAUCCUGGUGAAAUAAACUUUAAGGAUGCAAAAGUCUUGGAUUUGGGAUGUGGUGCUGGUAUUUUAGGAAUAUAUGCAUUUUUAAAAAAAGCAUUUGUGACAUUUCAAGACUAUAACAAAGAGAUUCUGGAAUACUGCACAAUACCAAAUGUUCUUUUAAAUAUAGAAGAGGAGGAAAGAGAAAAAGAAAUAAGAUGUAAAUUUUAUUCUGGAGAUUGGAUGUCAUUUGAUAAGUUACUUGAUAAAUCGGAAGUAUUUGAUAUUAUACUCACAUCAGAAACCAUUUAUAACCAACAAAAUUAUGAUAAGCUAAUAUCCCUAUUUCUAAAUAGAUUAAGUGAUAAAGGAACAGUAUUUGUUGGGGCAAAAACUUAUUACUUUGGUGUGGGAGGUGGUACCAGACAAUUUGAAGCAUCUAUAGAGAAUACAAAUUUGAAAAGCGAAGUUGUCAUGAAAACAAGUAGUGGCAUACAGAGAGAAAUUCUUAAAAUAAACAAAUCAUGAUGUUA